UGAUUUGGAGAGCUCAGCAAGGCCGGCGAUGGAGGACGAGCCUUUGCCUCCCGAAUCGGAGGUUCCUUCGUCUCCGGCCACCGCUCCGGUUCGGUUGGUAGACUGUGUGGAAGACCUUCUCUUCUUCACUCUCUCCUCACACCUUGAUGGAUCUCUAGAUGUGGAUCUUGGGCUCGCCAAUGACUACUGUUCUCGUCUCCUCCAAACUGAUCCCCUUCCCGUUGAUUCCAAUAUCGGAGAUGAUUGUAGAGGAGUUCCAAUGUAUCCUCUAUAUAAGCAUUUGGCUCAUUCUCUGGAGCGAUCUUUAAGUUCUGGAACUUUUGUGAGAGUGCCAGACUCUGAUGAUGAGUUGUUAAAGAUGAAGGAAGAUGAAUGGAGUAAAUUAUUAUUGGAAAAUGGAUCGGAGUUGAUGAAGAUCUUUGAAGCUGUUAACUUUGAGCUCCAUGUUCAGGAACCUUUCUUCUCACAGCUAAAAGCUGGCUUAAAAAUUGUUGAAGGGAGAUGCGCUGUCGGUGAUUACAAUAGAAUUGCUCCAGGUGCUUCUCUUCUCUUCAACAAAGCCCUUGUUGUUGAAGUUCAGCAUGUUAACAGGUACAAUUCAUUCUCUGAGAUGUUGCAAGUGGAGACUCUUGCUAAGGUCCUCCCGGGGGUUCAAACUAUUGAGGAAGGAAUACAGAUCUACAGGAAGUUUUAUACAGAGGAGAAAGAAAGGACGAAUGGCGUCCUAGCAAUUUGUGUAUCCAAACCAGCUUCUCAACCCUAUGUUCACAUGGCUAAGCUUCUCACUGGGCUGGGAUAUGAUGGAUUGAAUUUCCUUCUUGGUAUGGGGCAUACUAAUGGAACAGUUACUGAUGCUCUGCCUCCUCCCAGAUCAGUCCUUAUAGCGUCUGCCAUGAAACCUUUUCGGCCAAAUGUUAAAGGUUCUUCCUUGACUAAUGCGGCAAGAGCUUUGGCUAAACAUGUUAACAGGAGCAGUAAUGGAUGGUGGGGAAAUUUUUCUGGAAGUGAUUCAGAUAAAAACAGACUAGCAUUAGAAGUCAUCAACUGCUUGCUAACUAAUUGCUCCUGGAUGAACAUCCAUCUAAUGCAACCCUACGGAUGUGUGUUUGAGAUUCGGGUUUCUGAAGGUUAUGGUGCGCGUUGGUCUCAGGAUGGUUCAAAGUUCAUGGGGUUUUUAGAGCCAUAUGUGGAGGAAGGUCAUUCCAAGGGGUGGAAACAUUAGAAUUAUUUUCCAGUAUUUCAAUGAAAUUUAUUUCUGGGACUUAAUGUGUUUCUUUGUUUGCCUUUUCUUUUCUAAUUAUUCCCUUUUUUUAUAAUGUUAUUUUAUUGAAUUUGAGAGUGUUUAUUA
Molecule: messenger RNA, 1348 nt
Organism: Dioscorea cayenensis subsp. rotundata (Guinea yam)
Lineage: Eukaryota; Viridiplantae; Streptophyta; Magnoliopsida; Dioscoreales; Dioscoreaceae
Exons: 11
Coding region: 29-1222 (397 amino acids)
Source: RefSeq, a predicted model, not a curated record